Molecule: messenger RNA, 2350 nt
Organism: Phragmites australis (common reed)
Lineage: Eukaryota; Viridiplantae; Streptophyta; Magnoliopsida; Poales; Poaceae
Product: S-type anion channel SLAH2-like
Exons: 4
Coding region: 194-2089 (631 amino acids)
Biological process (GO): intracellular monoatomic ion homeostasis; transmembrane transport
Cellular component (GO): membrane
Molecular function (GO): voltage-gated monoatomic anion channel activity
Source: RefSeq, a predicted model, not a curated record
AUAUAUAAAUUCCGCAGCGCCACGGCCGUGCCCCCGUGGACCGCGGUUGGCUUGCUGCUCCUCUCGGCGAGCGGCGCCGCCACCUCGCUCCCCGCCGUGCAUAUCGACCUGGGGCAUGCACCAACCAACAGCAUAUCUUUGUCGCGGUCGCCGUCGCCGAUCUCUUGCCUCCAAGGUAUCAGUCAGCUGAGCAAUGGAGGUGGCUAACGCCAGCAGGCACGGCGCCGUGCCGCCGCUUCUCGCCGAGGUCGAGGUCUCCAACCUGCCCGGCUUCGAUGUCACCCCUAGCCCGAGCCCGCAACCUCAGGAUGUCGCCCCGAGCCCGCGUCCUCAGCCCAGCUCCAAGCGGCCGUCCCGCCCCGGGGUCCCGCCGCUGGAACGCGUGCCGCGGCGCAGCGAGGUGGUCCUCCCGCCGCUCGACUCGCCGUUCCAGCCGCCGGGCUUCCGCUCGGUGCAGUCCGUGUCCAUCAGCCUUCCCGCGUCGCCGAGCGACUUCGGCGUGCCCACCAUCCCCGUGGCGGGCGCCAGCGCCGGGGACUCGCACGACCUCCGGAGGCAGGCCAUGGAGAACGCGGCGCGCGAGCCGCAGCGCUCGCCGGGGCAGGACAAGGAGAGCAACAGCGUACGGUUCGCGCAGCCGGACAAGGGCAAGAUGAUGUUCCGGUCGCAGCCGAUCCCCGGCGGCCAGCCCCCGCGCUCCGGGAGCAGGGUGGGCCGCGGCGACGGUGGCGGCAGGGCGAUGAACCGGGACAAGCGCUACGACACGUUCAAGACGUUCUCCGGGAAGCUCGAGCGGCAGCUUACCCAUCUGGCCGGCGCGCCGGAGGGCACCAAGGAGGAAGAAGGCGACGACGCCAUCAGCGCCCACCGGACAGCGUCCAUGCCCAAGGUUGACCGCUUCUUCGCCGCGCUGGAAGGCCCCGAGCUCGACAAACUCAAGUCGGAGGAGGAGCUGGUGCUGCCGUCGGACAAGACGUGGCCGUUCCUGCUCCGGUUCCCGGUGUCGGCAUUCGGUAUCUGCCUGGGCGUGAGCAGCCAGGCGAUCCUGUGGAAGACGAUCGCAACGUCGGCGCCGACGACGUUCCUACACGUGACCACCAAGGUGAACCUGGUGCUCUGGUGCGUCUCCGUGGCGCUCAUGUGCGCCAUCACGGCCAUCUACGCGCUCAAGCUCGUCUUCUUCUUCGAGGCCGUGAGGCGCGAGUACUACCACCCCAUCAGGGUCAACUUCUUCUUCGCGCCGUGGAUCGCCUGCCUCUUCCUGGCCAUCGGCGUGCCGCCGUCCGUGGCGACGGACCUGCCGCGCUGGCUCUGGUACGCGCUCAUGGCUCCCGUGCUCAUCCUGGAGCUCAAGAUCUACGGGCAGUGGAUGUCCGGCGGGCAGCGGCGGUUGUCCAAGGUGGCGAACCCGUCGAACCACCUGUCCGUGGUCGGCAACUUCGUUGGCGCGCUGCUGGGCGCGUCCAUGGGGCUCAAGGAGGGCCCCGUCUUCUUCUUCUCCGUCGGGGUGGCGCACUACAGCGUGCUGUUCGUGACGCUGUACCAGCGGCUCCCAACGAACGAGACGCUGCCCAAGGAGCUCCACCCGGUGUUCUUCCUCUUCGUGGCCGCGCCCAGCGUGGCGUCCAUGGCGUGGGCCAAGAUCACCGGCGAGUUCGGGUACGGCUCGCGGGUGGCCUACUUCAUCGCCAUAUUCCUGUACGCGUCGCUCGCCGUGCGGAUCAACUUCUUCAGGGGUUUCCGGUUCUCGCUUGCGUGGUGGGCGUACACGUUCCCGAUGACCGGCGCCGCCAUCGCGUCCAUCCGCUACUCCACGGAGGUGGACAACACGUUCACCAAGGCACUCUGCGUCGCGCUGUCCGUGAUCGCCGUGCUCACCGUGACGGCGCUCUUCUCCACCACGCUGGUACACGCCUUCGUGCUCCGGAACCUCUUCCCCAACGACAUCUCCAUCGCCAUCACGGAGCGCAAGAUGAAGCCCAUCAUGGAGCUGCACGAGGGCGGCUGCGGCGACGACGACCACAGCAGUGGGAACAGCAACGACAUCGAGGCCGGCGCCGCCGCCUCCACAGCAGCAGCAGACGCCUGAACUGAAGCAUGCACACCGAAGUCGCCGAGUUCACGCCGCUGUAUAUGUCCGCGUGGAGGAUGACGCGAUCGAGUUCUUGCUUGACAGAGUGGGUUGGGAACUUGGGAUUGUAGAUCGCUUGCUUGGUUUGAUGGUGUAAAGAGGAGGGGAGCUUUUGAUCGAUUGCAGCAAUUAGUACUCAGUAAACUACACGUACAGAGUGGAUUGCGUUCUACGAUAUGCUCAUUACCACGGAAAAUUAUGCCUGCAGUUUCACUUUAA